Messenger RNA from Rhea pennata, 4285 nucleotides. RefSeq names its product STAG1 cohesin complex component (gene STAG1). NCBI's taxonomy places the organism in Eukaryota, Metazoa, Chordata, Aves, Rheiformes, Rheidae. Gene Ontology annotation, cellular component: nucleus; cohesin complex; chromatin. Gene Ontology annotation, molecular function: chromatin binding. The record is from RefSeq and is a predicted model, not a curated record. The coding region runs from base 159 to 3932 and encodes 1257 amino acids. The transcript has 34 exons. Gene Ontology annotation, biological process: sister chromatid cohesion.
GCCAGCCGCUCCGCAGGCUCCCGGGGUGCCGCCCGGCGCGGCGCGGCGCGGCCCGAGACUGGACUUUGACAUUCUUUUCAUGAAGGUGAUUUCAAGUAGUCUUACAACUUUGAGAAGAAUUUCUAUGUAGCUCUUCUACUUUCAAGAGUGCUGCAAAAAUGAUUACUUCAGAUUUGCCAGUACUACAGGAUUCUACAAAUGAAACUACUGCACAUUCAGAUGCUGGCAGUGAGCUUGAAGAAACAGAAGUCAAAGGAAAAAGAAAAAGGGGCCGUCCUGGCAGGCCUCCAUCUGCCACUAAGAAACCACGGAAGUCUCCAGGAGAUAAGGGUCGUUCGGAUGCUGGAGCUAGAGGAGCAAGUCGUGGAAGAGCUAAUGGUCACCCUCAGCAGAACGGAGAAGGGGACCCUGUCACUUUGUUUGAGGUCGUCAAGCUGGGGAAGAGUGCUAUGCAGUCUGUGGUGGACGACUGGAUUGAAUCAUAUAAGCAAGACAGGGACAUAGCACUUCUGGAUUUAAUCAACUUCUUUAUCCAGUGUUCAGGAUGUCGAGGUACUGUAAGAAUUGAAAUGUUCAGGAACAUGCAAAAUGCAGAAAUCAUAAGGAAAAUGACUGAAGAAUUUGAUGAGGACAGUGGUGAUUAUCCACUUACCAUGCCUGGGCCACAGUGGAAAAAGUUUCGAUCCAACUUCUGUGAGUUCAUUGGAGUGCUCAUUCGACAGUGUCAGUACAGCAUCAUUUACGAUGAAUACAUGAUGGACACGGUGAUCUCCCUUCUGACUGGUUUGUCAGACUCCCAGGUGCGGGCUUUCAGGCACACUAGUACGUUAGCUGCUAUGAAGCUUAUGACUGCUCUUGUGAAUGUUGCCUUAAACCUGAGCAUUCAUCAGGAUAAUACACAGAGGCAGUACGAAGCUGAGAGAAACAAAAUGAUUGGCAAAAGAGCUAAUGAAAGGUUGGAGCUGCUGCUUCAGAAAAGAAAAGAGCUACAAGAAAACCAAGAUGAAAUUGAAAAUAUGAUGAACUCUAUUUUUAAGGGUAUAUUUGUGCAUAGAUACCGUGAUGCUAUUGCUGAGAUUAGAGCUGUCUGUAUUGAAGAAAUCGGUGUCUGGAUGAAAAUGUACAGUGAUGCCUUCCUGAAUGAUAGUUAUUUAAAAUAUGUUGGUUGGACACUACAUGACAGGCAAGGUGAAGUGAGGUUGAAGUGUUUGAAAGCUCUUCAGAGUCUGUAUACCAACAGAGAGUUAUUUCCCAAACUGGAGCUGUUCACUAAUAGAUUCAAGGAUCGCAUUGUAUCAAUGACACUUGAUAAGGAAUAUGAUGUCGCUGUGGAAGCCAUUCGAUUAGUCACGCUAAUACUUCACGGAAGUGAAGAAGCUCUGUCGAAUGAAGACUGUGAGAAUGUUUAUCACUUGGUGUAUUCAGCACACCGGCCUGUUGCGGUAGCAGCUGGGGAAUUCCUUCACAAAAAACUGUUCAGCAGACAUGAUCCCCAAGCUGAAGAGGCUCUAGCAAAGAGGAGGGGGCGAAAUAGUCCAAAUGGAAACCUUAUUAGAAUGUUGGUUCUUUUCUUUCUUGAAAGUGAGUUACAUGAACAUGCAGCUUAUCUGGUGGACAGUUUGUGGGAGAGCUCUCAAGAAUUGUUGAAAGACUGGGAAUGUAUGACAGAAUUGCUCUUGGAGGAACCAGUCCAAGGAGAAGAAGCAAUGUCUGACCGGCAGGAGAGUGCUCUUAUUGAACUGAUGGUGUGCACAAUCCGGCAAGCUGCUGAAGCGCAUCCUCCAGUAGGCAGAGGCACUGGAAAAAGAGUCUUAACAGCAAAAGAAAGAAAAACUCAGAUAGAUGACAGAAAUAAAUUGACUGAGCAUUUCAUUAUUGCACUUCCUAUGUUGCUCUCAAAGUAUUCCGCUGAUGCAGAGAAGGUUGCAAAUCUCCUGCAAAUACCUCAGUAUUUUGAUCUGGAGAUCUACAGCACGGGCAGAAUGGAAAAGCAUCUGGAUGCCUUACUGAAACAGAUUAAGUUUGUUGUGGAAAAGCAUGUGGAAUCAGAUGUUCUUGAAGCCUGCAGCAAAACCUACAGCAUACUCUGUAGCGAAGAAUAUACCAUCCAGAAUAGAGUUGACAUAGCCCACAGCCAACUUAUUGAUGAAUUUGUGGAUCGGUUCAACCAUUCUGUAGAGGAUCUACUGCAAGAGGGAGAAGAAGCUGAUGAUGAUGACAUAUACAAUGUGCUGUCCACGCUGAAGAGAUUAACCUCUUUUCACAAUGCUCAUGAUCUCACAAAAUGGGAUCUGUUCAGUAACUGCUACAGAUUACUGAGAACUGGAAUCGAACACGGAGCUAUGCCAGAACAGAUAGUUGUUCAGGCAUUGCAGUGUUCCCAUUACUCUAUUCUCUGGCAGCUGGUGAAAAUCACUGAAGGCUCCCCUUCCAAAGAGGACUUGUUAGUAUUGAGAAAAACUGUGAAAUCCUUUCUGGCUGUCUGCCAACAGUGUCUAUCAAAUGUCAACACUCCAGUCAAAGAACAGGCGUUCAUGCUGCUUUGUGAUCUCUUGAUGAUUUUUAGUCAUCAGCUGAUGACUGGAGGUCGGGAAGGUCUUCAACCUUUGGUGUUUAAUCCAGAUUCAGGCCUCCAGUCAGAACUUCUCAGUUUUGUGAUGGACCAUGUCUUCAUUGAUCAAGAUGAUGAGAACCAGAGCAUGGAGGGAGAUGAAGAAGAUGAAGCUAACAAAAUAGAAGCUUUACAUAAGAGAAGGAACCUGUUGGCUGCCUUUAGCAAGCUGAUAAUUUAUGACAUUGUGGAUAUGCAUGCAGCAGCAGAUAUCUUCAAACACUACAUGAAGUACUACAAUGACUAUGGAGAUAUCAUUAAGGAAACCUUGAGCAAAACAAGGCAAAUUGAUAAAAUCCAGUGUGCAAAGACACUCAUUCUCAGUUUGCAACAGCUGUUUAAUGAGCUUGUGCAGGAACAAGGUCCCAAUUUGGACAGGACAUCUGCCCAUGUUAGUGGAAUUAAGGAAUUGGCCCGCCGGUUUGCCCUUACUUUUGGCUUGGAUCAGAUCAAGACAAGAGAGGCUGUGGCCACGCUACACAAAGAUGGCAUAGAGUUUGCCUUCAAAUAUCAGAAUCAAAAAGGACAAGACUAUCCACCUCCUAACCUUGCUUUCCUUGAAGUGCUUAGUGAAUUUUCUUCAAAACUCUUGCGGCAGGACAAAAAGACUGUUCACUCCUACUUAGAGAAGUUUCUGACUGAGCAGAUGAUGGAAAGAAGAGAAGACGUAUGGCUUCCACUUAUUUCCUAUAGAAACUCGCUAGUUACGGGUGGUGAGGAUGACAGAAUGUCUGUUAACAGCGGAAGCAGUAGCAGCAAAGCCUCCUCAGUGAGAAAUAAGAAAGGACGACCACCCCUCCACAAAAAGAGAGUGGAAGAUGAGAGUUUAGAAGGCUCAUGGCUGAACAGGAAUGAAAACAUACAUACUCCAGGGACACUGCAAGCACCACAGCUCACCUCAACUGUCUUGAGAGAGAACACUAGACAAAUGGGAGAGCAGAUCCAGGAGCAUGAGUCAGAGCAGGGAUCUGAACAAGAUUUUUUACACAAUCCCCAGAUGCAGAUAUCUUGGUUGGGCCAACAGAAGCUAGAAGAUUUAAAUCGAAAGGACAGGACAGGAAUGAACUACAUGAAAGGGAGAACUGGUGUAAGGCAUGCAGUACGAGGUCUAAUGGAAGAUGACGCAGAGCCCAUCUUUGAAGAUGUCAUGAUGUCCUCACGAGGUCAGCUAGAGGAUAUGAAUGAAGAAUUUGAGGACACAAUGGUCAUUGAUCUGCCACCUUCAAGAAACCGGCGGGAACGGGCUGAACUGAGGCCAGACUUCUUUGACUCCGCAGCUAUCAUCGAGGACGAUUCAGGAUUUGGAAUGCCUAUGUUCUGAAGUCUGGUGAAGACAUUUUACAAAUUUGGAACUCUAUUGUUUAGAGCUAGAGGCCUAUAUACUGUGAUAGCUUGUAUGAAAACCACAUUUUUGAUGUGAUACGGUUUGAUUUUUAUCCAAAUGAUUAAGGUCAAUCCCUUUUUGUAGUGAGAGAAAGAAGAGGAACUUCUUAAUGACACAAAGGAAUGGUGGCCAAUCCCAUCACCUCAGAAAGGCUGACCUAAAAAAUCAUUUGUAUCCCUGUUCUUGACUGUCCUAAUACAGAUUUUUUUUUUCUGGAUGAGGAAGAAGUUUUAAAUUGUUAAGACAGCUGUCAAAAUAAACACUGCUCUACAUAUGUUUUCUGAAAACAA